CUCUCUCUCUCCCCCAUUUCCUUGCAUCACCAGGGUUUCUUUUGAUACUAUCACAGCCUGUGCCUGCCAAACUCUUUGGGCUGAACAUUAAUGGUUCCACGCCAUUUGCCAUGUGCUUUCAGCAUGGACUGUUCCUCAAUAGUAAACUACAUGGAUCUGUUAGCCACACCCAGCUUUUCAAAUGGGUCAAAGCCUUUGUAAACCCGCCUGUCUCUUGAGGUAAUAUUGAGUGUCCUGCUCAGUCUUCCUAUAACACAUGAAGCUGUUUACCUGUCCCUCCUAAGGAGGAGACCUUUCAAUAGUGGCCCCCUGAGAUUGUGGAACAACUUUACCUCACUGUGUGAUUUUUGUGCACCUCCCUUGAGAUGGGUUUUGAGGAUGAGAGAGAUGCAGCUCUUGGUGGUAGUCUUAGACUAUUAGAAGGAACAUUAAAGAAAAGAACUGGAAAGGCAGGAUACACAUUUGAGAAAGAAAUCAUAUGAAACUUAAGAGAAGAGGAGACUUUAGGGUUGGUUGGUAGGUAAGAACCAAGGUCACAGGUAGAGAAUGAGGCGGGUUACAACAAUUAAACACAAUAUUUAACCACAAUUUAAAACAUUUUAAAACAACUUACUGUCAAAUAAAGAAGGCAGGUCCUAAAAAUAUGCCCAAGCAGGCACACACACAAUUUUGUAGCUAGCCCUUGAUGAUUUUGGGCUGUUGGGGGGAGAGGCAACCAGAUGCUAGAAACGUGGGUUUGGGGACAGUUGGGUUCAAGUCCCUUUUUAGCUUUAAGAAUUCAGAGUAUUAUGUCUAGUAGAGUGAGUUAAGAUAGGCACCUGAAUCCCCUUUUUGAAUAAACUCUAGUCUAAAAAAUGCAUUGCAAGUUCCAUAGCACCACGUUUGAUAAACAGUGGUGACCGCUGCAGCCCUUAGCUUGCCUUGGUGCGACACACCUUUCCCACUGCUCUCAGUGUGGUGUUGUCUGUUGCCAGGAGCAGUGGCCAGGCUGGAAGGAGCCGCUGGUGGAGAGUGGAAAGCCUGAACAGGAUUCUGGUCCCAGAGCAAGGUGUGCAUACCACCCACCACCAUGGAGCAGGUGAAGGCACUGCAGGACUGAGUUUGCCCUGAAAGAAGCCAUGUCGACAGGCGGCAUGGAGGAUGACAUCCCUCAGGGAGAGAGGAAAACUGUCACGGACUUCUGUUAUCUGCUGGAUAAAUCUAAACAGCUCUUCAACGGCUUAAGAGACUUGCCUCAGUAUGGGCAGAAGCAGUGGCAAUCGUAUUUUGGGCGGACCUUUGAUGUUUACACCAAGCUCUGGAAGUUCCAGCAGCAGCACCGGCAAGUUCUGGACAAUCGGUACGGAUUAAAGCGCUGGCAAAUUGGCGAAAUCGCUUCCAAGAUUGGGCAGCUUUACUACCACUACUACCUUCGCACGUCUGAAACCAGCUACCUGAAUGAAGCCUUUUCCUUCUACUCUGCUAUCCGCCAGAGGUCUUACUACUCCCAAGUCAACAAAGAAGACAGGUCAGGCCAUGCCUCAGUCUUGCCUGAACUGGUAGUUAAGAAGCUGCGUUAUUAUGCACGAUUCAUUGUGGUUUGCCUUUUACUGAACAAAAUGGAUGUCGUCAAGGAUCUUGUAAAGGAAUUGUCUGAUGAGAUUGAAGACUACACCCACCGCUUCAACACGGAAGACCAAGUGGAGUGGAAUCUGGUUCUCCAAGAGGUGGCUGCAUUUGUUGAGGCAGACCCUGUGAUGGUGUUGAAUGAUGACAACACCCUUGUGAUCCUCUCCAACCGCCUCUCUGAAAUGGGAGCCCCUCUGCUGGAGCAGGGGAUGAUCGUAGGGCAGCUGGCUCUCGCAGAUGCGCUUAUUAUUGGCAACUGUAACAAUCAGGUGAAGUUCAGCGAGCUGACAAUCGACAUGUUCCGGAUGCUGCAAGCUCUGGAGAGGGAACCUAUGAACUUGGCAUCACAAAUGAGCAAGCCCGGGCUGCAGGAGACAACCGAAAAGCCAGCAAGAAGGGAAAACCCUCACAAGUACUUGCUGUACAAGCCAACCUUCAGUCAGCUGUACACCUUCUUGGCUGCAUCGUUUAAGGAGCUGCCUGCAAAUAGUGUCCUGCUCAUCUACCUGUCAGCCACUGGCGUGUUUCCUUCAGGUCGUUCGGAUAGUGAAGGUCCCUAUGAUUUUGGGGGUGUCCUGACAAACAGCAACCGGGACAUCAUAAAUGGGGAUGGCAUCCACAAGCGGAACCAGUCGUACAAAGAGAUGCACUGUCUACACCCUGGUGAUCUCUAUCCUUUCACGAGGAAGCCUCUGUUUAUCAUAGUGGACUCCUCUAACAGCGUUGCCUACAAGAAUUUCACAAACUUAUUUGGACAACCACUGGUGUGCCUACUUUCACCAACAGCAUAUCCAAAAGCGUUGCAAGAUCAGUCUCAGCGAGGCAGCCUCUUCACCUUCUUCCUGAACAAUCCUUUAAUGGCAUUCCUAUUUGUCUCUGGAUUAUCAAGCAUGCGCAAAGGAUUGUGGGACAAGUGUCAUGAUUACCUUCGCAAAAUCAACCGGGAUAUUGCACAAUUGCUGACCCAUUCUCGUUCCAUAGAUCAGGCCUUUCUCCAGUUUUUUGGAGAUGAAUUCCUUCGCUUACUUCUAACAAGAUUCAUCUUUUGCUCAGCUACCAUGAGGAUGCACAAAAUCUUCCGGCAGGAAACUAGAAAUUAUCCAGAAUCCUACCCCCAGUUGCCAAGGGACGAAACUGUGGAGAAUCCACACCUUCAAAAGCAUAUUUUGGAGUUGGCUUCAAUGCUGGAUGUUCGAAAUGUGUUCCUGGAAACCACGCUUGAUGAUUAUUAAAAUGGAAAUACACAUUCUGGCUUUCUUACUGCAAUGGGGUGUUUCCCAGCCACAGAUUUUUGAAAUGGUGCAGUUUUCUAAUGUGAAGAUCCACAAAAGGAAUUUACUUGAUUUUUAUUUUUAAACUUAAUGAUUAUUUUUUUAAACAAAUGGAAUGGCUGUGGGCAUGGCUGUUCCAUUCUGUAUGGGGUCAAUUUUAUAAACUAAUCCCUUCUGCAUCUUUUUAAAAAAAUUAAAGACUUAAAGGAAUCCCUUGGGUUUAAAAUUUUGGUUUUUGGUGGUUGAAAACCAGCGACACAUCAUAAAUGAGCCUAAGUAUUUAGAAAAAAAAUGCUAUUGGUCACUUUUCGCCCUUGUAUGUGGAAAUUCUUUAUUUUUGUACGAUUUUUAAAAAUUUGGAAGCAAAAACAAAACACAAACAAACCAAGAAGAAGACCUCUUCUGUCCCCAAAGAUUCUGGAUUUGAAAUGUGAAAUGUGGGAUCACUCAUUGCAAAGCAGCAAUAGCAAUAAUAAAAAGUCUUUCAAAACAAGAUAUGUAUGGCCAACUCAAGAAGGAGCAUCACUUUUGAAGGGAUCGCAGAAAAUGUAGUGUUCCCUACUCCCAUAAAUCCCCUUAUCCAGAUGUUAAAAGCUAUGUUGCAUGUUGAUAAGAAUGCAGGACUUUUAUCCCAUCUGUGAAGGAAUCGUCUCCUGACAUAUGAAUCACAUCAAGAGACUGGCCCCAUCUCUUUAUUGGACCACCCUCCGUGCCUCUUGCAGAGCCAUGACGAUCCUCCUGCCCUGGGAGGAAGGUCAGAACCAGUCAGUUUUUGGGUUCUGAAACCUCAGAAGGAGACAAUCUGCCUUCCUCCCCCACACAAUGAAGUAUCAUUCCUCAGCUUCUGCCCAGAGAGUUGUAUCUAGGGAUGGAAAAUGCCAGCCUCUCUCUGCACAUGAACACAUGGCAAGGAACUGCUUCAAACUACCACUGCCACACUUGGACUGUGAAUAAACCCUUAAUCUGUUUGUGGUGUUCCCCAGAUCCAAGAGAGCCACUUUUCUUAUCCCCCACUCCUACCCAGUCUUUUGUGAUUUGACAACACACGUUGAUGCUGUGUAGUGGGGGAAAGAUCACUGCCUUGCCUCUGUGGCUGAGCUGCUCAAAAUAAAACCUUGUUUAUAGUUGUGGGAAAGGCAUGUCCCUCCCCUCACUGCCUGUGUAAAACAUGAAUCUUCCAUGCCAGAGCUGUGUUUAGAUGAGAAGGUGUGGAGGAACAUACUGACUGUUCAUUUGAGCCCUUAAGUAUUUAUUCUGUCUACAGCAGGUGGAGGGAACUUUUAGCCCACCAGGUGUUGCUGGAUACAACUCCCAUCAGCCUUGGCACGCAUAUGGCCUGUGGCCAAGGAUGGUGGGGGUUGUAGUCCAGCAGCAAACUGGAGGGCCAAUCUAUAGAAAUCUGAAGGCUCUUGCCAGAGGGUUUUUGCUGGGGUAUCGGGGGGGGGGGGCGACCAAUGCAAGGGAAGCUAAACUGCCUGAAGGUAGCUUGUCUGUUUUCAGCAUAGGUUAGGAAGAUAUUAGCAUAUAAUUAUAAUGGAACAGGAAUGCUGCAGCAGAAGGAAAGGGUUGCUGGGGAAGGGUGCUGCUCUCAAAUUGUCCUCAGCACCCAGCUUUUUAAGGCAAGUUGUGGCUCAAGAGGUCUACCCCCACUCCUAUACAACCAUCUUGCAAAAGACCUCACUUGGGUUUUUUGCCCACCAAGGAAUAUGUUCAUCUUUGAGUGCAGCAACAGGCUUUGAAAGACUUCGAAUGUAAAGAACACAUUCCGUUUCAUUUGAAAAUGGAUGAGAAGUCCUGGCAAAAUUACACAGCGUAGGUUUGUGUGUUAAGUGUUUUCCAGAUGGUCCUGGAAUGGCUGCUGAUAAAGACUCCUUUGGUGGUCAUCUUGCAAAUGGGGGAGUGUUGUGGGGAGCUGUUGGCCAGUACAUUCAGGAUUAACCCACCAAACACAGUGAGCACACAUUUCAAGCUUUAUUUUUUUAAGCGUAUUGGGCGUUUUCUGUAAUUCUGCAGUUGUGGGGUAUCUUUGAGAUGUCAAAUAGGAAAAACAAGAGUUUUGUUGUUGCAGCUUGUGUUUCAUGGAGGCCAAGGAGAAAACUAUGGAGUAAGUGUUUCUUCUUUUUCUUCCUGAAUCUGUUUUGUCCGCAUAAAAUAUUGCUUGCUUCAUAUCUGUUCCAGCAGACUGCCAUGUUUGCAGCUGCCCAAAGUAUGAUGCAAUGGCCAAUAAGAUGGGCACAGUAGCAGAACUGAGAUGCAUUCCAGACUCUGAGAAGGCAAUGCUUGGGAGGUGUAGCGAGAGGUGCCUUAGGUCGGGCAAAAAAGUGCAAUGGGGCAUAGGCAAGUAGAUACAGAGUUUUUGCGGAGAUGUUAUUCUCUUCCCUGCUGCCCAGUGAGCUUGCUCUAAAAUGCCUUCACUUUUGACAGGCAAUUGGAAAGAACACUUUAAAUGCCAAGUUGUUUCCAUCAAGUUAGGUUUGGUAACUGGCACUGCUGCAUUUUUUUUUAAUCUGGAGUGCUCCCAUUUUCCUGAUCUUUUAAAAAGUAAAAUAACAAUAGUGUAGGUAAAAGGUGUUUGUUAUAUGUAUUAUAUGCACAGUCUGCUGGCUUGUGGAGGGGUGCUUCUUGUAAAUUUUCUCUCUCUCUGUGUGUGUAUGAUAGCUUGAGAACCAUGUGAAUACAGUUUGUUUGUUUUUUUAAAAAAAGUAAACAUAGGUGCUGAGCAGAAUUUGUUCUAUUGCAAUAGAGCAUAAUUAAGAGUGCCGUUGCUCAAGACGGUGGUUUCAUGGGUCCAUAAUUCAGAAGCAUAGUUUCAGCAAUGUGAAUUUCUUAUUGGAGGGCUUCACUGUCCAAAAACAGAUUAGGGAAGGGACUUGUGUAGGCCUUAAACUCGGGACAAGUAUUUCGUCUAAUUCUUACUGAGCUGUGACCUUGUAAUGUUUGCAAACCAAAUUCUAGGUUUGUGGUGAUGGACACACACUGACGUCCCUGAAACAUUCUGGUGCCAAUACGUCUCCCUGUACCGCCGAUGUACCUCUGAGUAGGCUUUAAAUGGCAAAUGGUUCUUAGGGGAAAUUUACUAAGAAUAUGGAACACUUGUGUUCAUUUUGGAAGCCAUGGUUUCCAUCAAGAUUUUACCUUUUCAAGGUCCAAAGGUUUCUCUGGUCACCUGUGGUGAUCAUACGUCAGUUUCCACAGUUGGCUCUGACUUACCUUUGCUGCAUGUUGCCUCAUUUUAGCUGAAAAAGCUUGUGUCCACAAGCUUGGAAAUGAGAUUUCUGUUUUGGAGUUUGCAUUUUGUAUUCUGUUCAAAUUUUGCUUUAACUAUAGAUCUAGGUUUAAACUGGAUCCCAGCCAUACAUAGUCCAGCAUAACAGAUAUGCAAAGUUCAAAUAAUUAAAGGACUAUAUUUUUAAAAGCAAAUAAGGACAGAUAUUACAAUUUUGUUUUAAGAAUAUCCAAUCUACCACAUUGAUGUAAUCUUAUCUUGAUAUUUUCUGAUGCAGUUUCUUUUCUGUAACAAGCCUGAUGGUUUGCCUGCAAAGAUCUGCAGGCUUGAUAUACUGUAGAAUCAAACCAAAAUAAGAGUUGAGGAAAGUAUUUUCUGGCCCUGUUACAUAUAGGACAAUCAAAUGAAUAGUAAGGGACAGCCUCCACUGUACCAGCUACACAAAUACAGGAUAUUCCUAUCAUUAUGGCCACAAGGAUAUGGCAGGGAAUGUUUGCUGAAAUUGAAGGCAGGCAACCAUUCUCCUUUUCCAUACCACAUAUUGCUCAAGAUUUCCUCAUGUGAUACUAUUUGGGCUGAUCUCCACAUCAAGCAAAGGGAACAAUUCUGCUGAAGACAUUAUCCAUUUUUUAAAUUAUGCUACUAGCUUUAAAUUUAGAAAAAUAUGAUUGAGAGAUACUGAAAGACCUUACCAGAUGAAUUGGUCUUUGUAUCCAGAUCCUCCCCUUUCAUAUAUUCUACAAAAGUACUAUAUUCUAUUUGAACGGCUUCUUUUUUAAAAACAACCAACAACUUAGAUUUAAGUGGAUAAGUAAGUCUGGCAUUGUAGUUUAUGUUUCUAGCUGAAAUUGGGUAAAGAAAAGUUGGCUUCUCAAAUGCCUACAUAAGGCACAGGUUGUAAACAGGAACAUUUUGUCUUGAGUUUUGCUUGUACAAUCGACUCUCAACUUAUGUAGAGGUUAUGUUGCGGGUAUAGCACACAAAGCCAAAAUCAUGUAUAGUCAAAAACAAACAAACACAACCACACACAAUCCAUUCCUCCUAUACCUCCAAAUGCCAUCCCAAGGCCUCCUAUUCUCUCCUAAGGCCUCUGAACACAGUCCCUGCCCCUCUGACCACUCUCAAGGUGAGUGCAAUGGCAGGUGGGAUUGCCAACAUAUUUUCCCCCAGACACCUGCCCCCUUUUAUAAUUUUUUUGUUUUUUCAGCCAAGUGCUUAAAACUCUGUGUGUGUAAGUUGUGAGUCAACUGUUUAUUAUGUUGGUGCAGUCAACUUUAAAAUCCUGAAAGACAAAUUGAGGCAGUGAAAAUGCUUUGUUGGAGAUGGGGAAGGUGUGGGAAUCCAGUUGUUGUUGGGCUCCAACUUCCAUCAGCCCCAGCCAACAUGGCCAGUGAUCAUCUGAAGGGCCAGAUGAUCACAAUCAAUAGUUUCUGCUGAUUUUCAAUAUGGGCCAAUACACUACCGGUAGCUGUUUUUGAGCCAGCAUUGUUGGGUUUAAGUUUCCAGCAACACCUUGUCUAGGAGUAUGUUCUCAGUACAUGGUACAGCUCUUUAUGAAUAUAAAGUAUAGAAUCAGUAUUACAUGAACCACCAAUAUUUCCCCCUAUGGUGUGUUUGUACAUAUCACAGAAACACACCACAGAGCAAAAAAUGUAGGUAGUUCAUAUAAUACUAAAGAAGCCCUGAUACUGGAGAGGCGAAACAGUACUGUUGGCCAAAGCAGAGGUGUAAGCAUGAAGAGUUUAGUAAUAAGUCUUCCUUAUCCUGCAGCCUAAGUCUUGGCACUUGAUGAUAUCUCUCUGCCUCUCCUUGAUGUCCUUGAUGACAUUGCUCUGCAUCUGCAGAGCCCACCCUGCAUAGCCGUAGCCAAAGGGGAGCAGUGAGGGGCAGCUGCCCCCCAAUCAAUACAAAAAUACAUAGCUGCCCCCCCUACAAAAAUCCUGCUACACCCAUGCCACCCUACUUUCAAAUAUGCAAACCUGACUAGCACCUGUUACAUAGAUUUUUUGCCUCCAGGGUGGUAGUAGCCUUUGGUCAAGUGAGCUUUUCCUUCAACAUAGAUAGAUAUUGUUGUAAUACUUCACAGAUUUGAACCCAGGAAAAGGGGAAGCUCUCCUGCCUUCUUGCUUUAGCGGUUCUGGUGGAAAGUGAGCAGUAGGUUUUAGAGUUUGUUAGGGCUUCAAGCACUUAACUGUAUUGUUCUGAAUAUAUUACAGCACUGCUAUAUGCUGGCAUGGCAAUAAUAAAUUAGCUCUGGUUGAGACCCUUAAAGCCAUAACUUGCUUUUUGCAGUGUAUUUUAGUAAUGGUUCCCAAAUAGAAAAACAGCUCUUUUGUGAGUGUGGAGAGAAAUGAUAUUUUGAUCUGAAAUGGCUGCUUGGACACGUCUUGGACACCAUAAAGGCAAAAGGAAAAGCUGAGAGUACAGUAGUUCUUGAAUUUAGGUGGAUCUCCAAAAAUACAAAUUGAUGUUCAUGUCCCCCUGUGAACUUGCUUUGAAUCCAGGUUCUUGUCUUAUGCUUAGUGGAAGGGAGAAAAAUUAGGGAUUGGAAAAGACUUCCUGCUCUGUUAGGGUUUGAUUCCCUUUUUCAUUUAAUGAGUUUCACAUAUUAUUAUUAUUUUAAAAAAUGUAGGCACUUCCAAAGCAUACUCUCUUCUCCAUGUUGUUUCAAAGCCUGCUUUUUCCUCUUAGGUCUUUUCAUCAUAUAAUACUCAGUGGUCUAGCCACUGGAGGAAUUUAUUGGGACUGGUAAAAGAGUUACUGUCUCUUUAAGAACUCAGUUGCAGAAGGAAUUCUAGGAAAGGGGUUUGCUUGUUUUGUUGCUUCUGCCGAUUGUGACAGAAAUGAAAUCCCUUAAAGGGCCCCUAAAGAGCUGCCCAAACCAUCUCUUGAUGGUGUUAUAUAAGUCAUUCUGGUCUGGAGAAAAACUUCUCCAGGGCCUGUUGGGCUCCUCACAUAGUAUAACAGAGGAAAAGAAUCAGGCAAGUAAAUGCUGGAUAUGCAAGCCCAGUACUUGCCAGUACAUCCCCACUCCUCAGGACUUAAGGCAAAGUGGCCCUUUCUCCCCACAGACUUCCUCGUGACCCCGCUAGUCCAAAAACACAGUUCCCCUCCCACAUGACUUCCCAGAAAUAGCUGCCUUCGUGGUUGAAUCUCUCUGGAUUUGGGGCAGGGCUUGAGGAUUGUCUCCUCAUACUUUUCUCGGACAGGAGGAGCCUGGGGUGGGCUGUGUCUGGAUCCACAGUGACAUUUGCUGUCUGAAGAUUUCUGAAUUAACAUCGUCUUCCUGAAGAUUUUACAUUCACUUCCUGCUUUAGCAUCUUCUCUCUCCCCCCUUCUUCUCUAACCCCAGUUUAUUACAUUUGUACUAAUAAAAGUAUUGUUACUUUAUUAUUAUUGCCAGUGUCCAUCUAACCAAAAGUUUGCAUUACUGGUGGGGGUGGGGGUGUAGGUGGGAUGCUGAGGCCCACUGGCAGUCCCUUGACCGUUUGCAAAGCUACCGGUAUUGCUGGUAGCAAAAUCUCUACAACAAAGGAUGAGGCUAAGUGCUCUGGACACCCAAACUGGACCAGUGACUUGUGACCACAUCAUGCAAUCAACUUAGUUAUUGCUGUUGGUGUUGCUGAAUACUCUGGUGGUUCAGGAAACUUCAAGGUACAGCUCAUUUAACUCUAAUCAAUUUUAAAUCUACCACCUCAGACAGUUACCUUUCAGCCUUGCCUUGUGAUCCUCUGGAAUACAAAUCUCUACACUUCCUGUGUUAAAGAGAAUCCUGAACGAAUGCUUUGAGAAUAAGGCUGACUUUCAUUCACUCUUUCUGCUCUGCUGUGCUAGCACCCAAUGAUAUGUAAAUGUAAUGCACUAAGGUAUCCGUUUAAUCUUAUUUGUUAGAAUAGUUCUCGCAUCUAAAGUGGGUCUUCGUUUUCUUACAAGGGUAACCUAGCCAACACUUCACUCUGAAGUUUCAGAAACAAAGUUUGUUCUGGGAUCUCUGUGGUUUCUCAUUUAGAAUCUAUUUUGUAUUUAGCCAAGUCUAAAGUUGCUGUCUAUGCUUCCUUGGAAGCAAAUUCCAAUGAAACAGUAGAGCAUAUGCAAGAAGUAAAUAGUUACAGGUAGGUAUCUGAAGAAGUGUGCAUGCACACGAAAGCUCAUACCAAUGACAAACUGAGUUGGUCUCUAAGGUGCUACUGGAAGGAUUUUUUUUAUUUUGUUUCAAGAAGUAAAUGUGAGAUAUACACCAAGUAGAAAAUAUGCAUCUGCUGUCAAGUGAAAAGCUCCCAGCAUUCAAUGUGCAGGCUUCUUUAGCCCUUUUAUCAUUGUUGUUAAAGCCAUGCUUAAGCUGGGCAGCAGAAGCAAAACAUGGACUAACCUUCCUUAGAUAGAAUUGCUCAUAUCUAGGCCAGGAUCAGCUAAGCUGUGAUCCUUCACAUAUUGCCGGACUUCCAUCUUCCAUCACUGCUGACCAUUGGCUAUGCUGCCUGUGACUGAUGGGAGUUUGAGUCCAACAAGAUCUGGAGGGCCACAAGAAGUUAGCCCCCCCCCCCCAACUAUGCCAUAGCCUAAAGCACAACAACCAACUCUCCUUCCUUCACCUUCUUGUCCUGUUGCGCAGCCAAAUGAGGAUGAGUAAGGAGAUAAUUAAAAACAAUAAACAUUCUACUGCUUCCUCUAAGAAUAGAGCACAUUUUUGCAUUUCUCUGGAAAACUGAAAGAUUACUUAGGAGGAAGUGUGCCUUUUGAGUAAACGCAUCUGUAAUCAGCAGGCUGGUUUUAAGCUAGGAACUGCUUACUAUUUCAGUUUUUUCUGGCUGAGCUGACAGUGAUGAGCAAGCAACAGUUGGACAUCUUGUAAUGAUGCUACAAGCAACGAUUCCUUGAACAUUGCAUUGAAAUUAGAUGUCAGAUUCUAUCUUUAUUU
This is a messenger RNA of Zootoca vivipara (common lizard), 11023 nucleotides long. It is a transcript of the gene SCAI, whose product is annotated as suppressor of cancer cell invasion. Gene Ontology annotation, molecular function: transcription corepressor activity. The record is from RefSeq and is a predicted model, not a curated record. NCBI's taxonomy places the organism in Eukaryota, Metazoa, Chordata, Lepidosauria, Squamata, Lacertidae. Gene Ontology annotation, biological process: DNA-templated transcription.